Messenger RNA from Phragmites australis (common reed), 1313 nucleotides. Its product is annotated as ubiquitin-conjugating enzyme E2 22-like. Lineage: Eukaryota; Viridiplantae; Streptophyta; Magnoliopsida; Poales; Poaceae. The record is from RefSeq and is a predicted model, not a curated record. The coding region runs from base 322 to 1080 and encodes 252 amino acids. The transcript has 7 exons.
CCCCCCCCCCCCCGCCUAGGGUUUGGUUUCCUCCCCUCCCCCGUCCGAGCAUACACUGCCCGACCGGCGGCCGCCACCCCUCUCAGCCGCCUGUAACUCCCCCUCCGGCCGUCUCAAUUGCGCGUUCGGCCGCUCUCCUGUCGCCCUGACCCGAGGUUACUCGCGGUGCCACAGAGUUGCGAGUUGCUGGCAACCUGGCAUUACUCAAUUUGCAGGGUGCCAAGGUUUUGUGGCCAUAAAAGGUGAUAUCCUGGCACAACAAAUUUUCUAAGCGAAGCUGCUAAUAAAGAACCUCCAAAGCUAUCUGCUGUUAUUGCUUCCAUGGCAACCAACGAGAACCUCCCACCUAAUGUCAUCAGGCAAUUGGCUAAAGAACUGAAAAAUCUUGACGAGUCACCUCCAGAAGGGAUUAACGUCAUCAUCAACGAUGAUGACUUCACCACUAUCUUUGCUGAUAUUGAAGGCCCUGCUGGAACUCCAUAUGAGAAUGGAGUAUUCCGGAUGAAGCUGUUAUUGUCUCGCGACUUCCCUCAGUCUCCCCCAAAAGGAUUCUUCUUGACAAAAAUUUUCCAUCCAAACAUAGCUACUAGUGGUGAGAUAUGCGUAAACACACUAAAGAAGGAUUGGAAUCCUGAUCUUGGACUAAGACAUGUUCUUCUGGUAGUGAGAUGCCUUCUGAUCGAGCCAUUUCCUGAAUCUGCACUUAAUGAACAAGCUGGGAAGAUGCUACUUGAAAACUAUGAGGAGUAUGCACGGCAUGCAAGGUUAUACACUGGCAUCCAUGCCCUUAAACCUAAGAACAAGUCCAAGACUGGAGUUAUUUCUGAGUCAACCACAGCACUGAAUGUGGACAAGUCUUGUACUACUUCCAGCGAGAACACACCAUCAGUGCCAACAGCAGUAUCUACCUCCACGACAACUAGAGCAUUUGGCACGAACUUGCAGGAUCAGAAUGCUACUGUUUCUGAUCCUGCUGUAGGAGCAUCAGCAGCACAAAAGAAGGAUGCGCCCCUUGCUGCGAAAGUUCCAGUUGAUAAGAAAAAGGUGGAUGCACGGAAGAAGAGCCUGAAGAGAUUGUAGGCCAAAACCUCCGACUUGGGGAGGUGGUUAGUAGACAGCUGCAGUUAACGAUUCAAAUUUCUUCGCGAUGCAUAGUGAAACCGGGAAAAAUAAGUCUGAGAAGCAUCUGAUGAAGUGGCUGUUCGGAGAAGUGUGGCCAAAAGGGAAUAAUGUGAACUGGGUCCUUCGGGACAAACUGUAUGUGCAAUGUCAAUCAUUUGGAAGAAAAGGUGCCUAUUUGUUUGUUUCUCUCA